AUGCCCCAGCGCAAACCUUUUGCCGGAACGCAACAAGGACUGGUACUUGCCAUCGACGUCGGGACUACCUAUUCAGGCUGCUCAUUCAGUGUUCUCGAUCCGGGGGUGGUACCAGAAAUCAAAGGCGUCACUAGGUCCUGCGAAAUUAUGAUUGCAAUUCAUAUUCUUUUUGAUGUGUCUAUUCCAACAGGUUUCCUGCUCAAGCUCCUGGUGGUUCCUCAAAAAUUCCCUCUGUGGCCCCUGUAUUACGAUUCCGCGGGUAAAGUUCGAGCGGUUGGAGCAGAUACUCUCUUGGACACAGUCAUCGAACAAGCAGGAGACGAACAAUGGACCAAAGUCGAGUGGUUCAAGUUGCAUCUACGACCCAAGUCUAGUAAAACCCCACUUCGUAUCCACCAGCAAAUACUCUCAUUACCACCAGACAAGUCUGUGAUAGAUGUGUUCGCAGAUUUUCUCCGAUAUCUGUUCUCAUGCUGUAGGACAUUUAUCGAAGAGACGCUGCUCCCGGAUGGCAGAAGCUUUUGGGAAUCUGUCAAGGACCGAAUCGUCUUUGUUUUGAGCCACCCAAACGGCUGGGAAGGACGGCAGCAGAGUAGUAUGCGACGGGCCGCGGUACUGGCUGGUCUCGCUCCAGAUAGUCCUGAAGGCCAGAAUCGUAUACUGUUUGUCACGGAGGGGGAAGCCAGUCUGCACUUUUGCAUCAACAAUGGACUUACAGUCCAAGAGGACGAAGGUAUCAUCAUCGUAGAUGCCGGUGGAGGGACUAUCGAUCUCAGCGCUUACUCUGUAUCAAAUACUGACACAAAUGCUUUCGAGGAGAUCAGUCGAUCUGAAUGUUGCUUCGCUGGUUCGAUAUUUGUCACCAAGGAAUCUCGCGUUUACUUCGAAGAUAAGCUUCAAGGGACUCGGUUCGAGGAAGAUGUACCAAGGAUUACCGAAUGUUUUGAUCAAACCACCAAGUUACAAUUCAGAGAUAGUGAUGAACCAUCCUACGUCAAAUUCGGGGGACUGCGUGACCGUGAGCCAAACCUCGAUAUUCGUUCUGGUCAAAUGAAGAUACCUGGAACCAUUGUCGCUCGGUUCUUUCAACCUUCUGUCAAUGCGAUGUUGAAAGCCGUCGUUGAACAACGCCGUGAGGCGCGUAAAGCAAUAACCACCGUACUUCUAGUCGGCGGAUUUGCCGCGAGCCCUUUCAUGUUUACUAAGCUCAAAGAUGACCUUGGACAAUUGGGUUUGAGUAUACAUCGUCCUGAUACCCAUGUGAAUAAAGCAGUCGCAGAUGGUGGCGUUUCAUUCUACCUGGAUCGUUUUGUAUCAAGCCGUGUAGCCAGAUAUUCCUACGGAAUAAAAUGCUCCAAGAUUUACCAGACAUCUAAUCCUGAGCAUCGAAGACGUGGAUUCCAUAACUCCAUAGCAGGAACUUUUCAGGUAGAAAACUGCUUUUCGCUCAUCUUACAAAAAGGUGUACAGAUAACGGAAUUACAAGAGUUCCGAAACCCGUUCGUCUACUACAGUUAUCACCGUUUGCAAAGUAUGACUGAAACUAUAUUGGAAUAUCGAGGCAUAGACAAGGAUCCCUCCUGGAUUGAUGUAGAUUGCAAUAUGUACUCUACUGCCUGUAUAGUUACUGCUGAUACUUCCAAAAUAUCCGCCACGCUCGUUCCACGUCGAAACCCGACAGGCUACGAGUAUUUCCAGCUUAACUUCGAUGUUGUUUUGCUCUUCGGACUAACAGAGUUAAAGGCACAGAUUGCCUGGCAAGAGAAUGGAGUUGAAAAAAGAGGUCCAGCGCAGAUUGUAUAUGAACCUGCGAGCGAUGAUUGAACAUGUUCUGCGCGCGGCAUCACAAAGAAGUCACUAGUUGU
Molecule: messenger RNA, 1865 nt
Organism: Lentinula edodes (shiitake mushroom)
Lineage: Eukaryota; Fungi; Basidiomycota; Agaricomycetes; Agaricales; Omphalotaceae
Exons: 13
Coding region: 1-1824 (607 amino acids)
Source: RefSeq, a predicted model, not a curated record